AUGUAUCCUUAUUCAGGAUACUCAAAUAUUAAUUCAAAUCAACAACAACAACCAUCAUCACAACAACAACAACAAUCUCCAAAUACUAGUAAUAGACAACAACAACAACAACUGCAACUGCAACUGCAACAACAACAUUAUAUGAAUACUUCAACAAAUCCAACUUCUUAUUUUGGUAGAAAUUUAACUGGUUCAACAUCAUCUCAACAAUCAAAUUCUUCAAAUUCUUCAAAUUCAAGAGGUGUACCACCUUUAAGUCAUUCAAAUGUUCAAAUUCCUCCUCGCUCAAAUUAUGGUAUUCAAUCAUUAAGUGGAUUAGGAACUCAUCCAAGUAGUUAUCAAUUAGGUCAACAUAAUCAACUUCAUAAUCAAUUAAAUCAACAACAAUUAAAUAAUACAAAUUAUUAUAAUCCUUCUUCAAAUCAUCAAUCUCAUAAUUCAACUCCUCAAAUUUUUAAUAAUCAAUUACAUAAUACAACUACUAAUAAUGAUCAUCCUCAACAAUUAGAUCCAAAACAACUACAAAAAUUUACAAGUGGUCAACAACAACAACAACAACAAUAUCCUCAAUUUUAUCAACAAUUACAUCAACAACAACAGCAACAACAACAACAACCAAGUUUUUCGUCGGCUCAGCAACAACCACAACAACAACAACCACAACGUCUUCCUCAACCUACUCAACCACCAAAAGUUUCACCUCAAUUACCAAAAGAAAAAAAAAUAGAAUCUACUAAAUCUUCAACUUCAGAAGAAACCACCAAAAAACCAAGAAAACCAAGAGCAACUAAAAAAGAAAUGGAAGAAAAAAGAAGAUUAUUAUUAGAAAAAGAAAGAAUUAGAUUACAACAAGAACAACAACAACAACAACACUCACAAUCAAGUGGUAAUACUACUACAAAAAUUAGUCCAAUAGUAAAAGAAUCUUCAACAACUGAUUCAAAUGGUAAAAAAAGAAGAGGCCGUCCAAAAAAAUUUAUUUUAGAUCCAUCAACUAAUAAAAUGAUUGAUUCAACUCAUCCAAAUUUUAAACAAUUAAAUAAAAUAAUUAGAGAUAAUAAUGUUGGUAAUGAUUCAACCACCACCACUACCGGACAAGCUCAAGAAUUUUAUAAUACCACUAAUUCAACAAAUUCAACAAAUCCAAAGAAUUUAAAUCAUCCAGCUUCAGUUACAAAUGUUAAUGAUGUUGAAUUUCAACAAUUAUUGAAAAAAAAAGAUAGAAGAGGUAGACCUAGAAAAUUUCCAGUUGAACAAACUGGUAUAACUAUAAAAGGUGUUAAAAUUAAUGGUGGUGUUAAAAAAUAA
Lodderomyces jiufengensis is the source of this 1308-nucleotide messenger RNA. RefSeq lists its product as uncharacterized. NCBI's taxonomy places the organism in Eukaryota, Fungi, Ascomycota, Pichiomycetes, Serinales, Debaryomycetaceae. The coding region runs from base 1 to 1308 and encodes 435 amino acids. The transcript has a single exon. The record is from RefSeq and is a predicted model, not a curated record.